Molecule: messenger RNA, 1545 nt
Organism: Aspergillus campestris IBT 28561
Lineage: Eukaryota; Fungi; Ascomycota; Eurotiomycetes; Eurotiales; Aspergillaceae
Gene: ste7
Product: MAP kinase kinase Ste7
Exons: 4
Coding region: 1-1545 (514 amino acids)
Biological process (GO): protein phosphorylation
Molecular function (GO): ATP binding; protein kinase activity
Source: RefSeq, a predicted model, not a curated record
AUGGCCGACCAAUUCAAAGCCCGUACGCUCAAGCGCAAGAAUGUCAAAGGCCUCGCCCUCAAUGCCGCUCCCAAGCCCGCCGCCAAUGCCUCCGACCAGGAUCUUCCAGGAACGGGGGCUCCUGCCGAUGCGAAUCGCACCGAUACCUUGGAGAUUGGUCUGGAGUUUCGUCUCGAUCUGCGCAGCGAGGAUUUGAUCACCCUCAAGGAAUUGGGUGCGGGCAAUGGAGGGACCGUCUCCAAGGUCAAGCAUGCCUCCACCAACGUCGUCAUGGCCCGAAAGAUCAUUCGCGUCGACGCCAAAGAAAACGUCCGCAAACAGAUCCUCCGCGAACUGCAGGUUGGCCAUGAUUGCAACUCCUCCAGCAUCGUCACCUUCUACGGCGCCUUCCAGAACGAAGCCCGCGAUAUCGUCUUGUGUAUGGAAUAUAUGGAUUGCGGCUCCCUCGAUCGCAUCUCCAAGGACUUCGGUCCCGUCCGUGUCGAUGUCCUAGGCAAGAUCACCGAAUCCGUUCUGGCCGGCUUGGUCUACCUGUACGAAGCCCACCGCAUCAUGCACCGCGAUAUCAAACCCUCCAACAUCCUCGUCAACUCCCGCGGCAAUAUCAAGCUCUGUGAUUUUGGUGUCGCUACCGAGACCGUCAACUCCAUCGCCGAUACCUUCGUCGGUACCUCCACCUACAUGGCCCCCGAACGUAUCCAGGGUGGCGCCUACACCGUCCGCUCCGACGUCUGGAGCGUCGGCCUGACCGUCAUGGAGAUGGCCGUCGGCCGCUUCCCCUUCGAUUCCUCCGACUCGUCCGCCGGCGACCGCGCCAGUGCCGGCCCCAUGGGCAUCCUCGACCUACUCCAGCAGAUCGUCCACGAACCUGCCCCCAAGCUGCCCAAGAGCGACGCCUUUCCCCCGAUCCUGCACGAGUUCGUCGCCAAGUGUCUCCUCAAGAAAUCCGACGAGCGUCCCACUCCGCGUGAACUUUAUGACAAAGACGCCUUCUUGCAGGCCGCCAAACGCACCCCCGUCGACCUUCAGGAGUGGGCUAUCAGCAUGAUGGAGCGGCACAACCGGAAAUCCUACCUGGCGCCCCCGCCCCCCAAGUCCCUGAAGGAGGAGCAGUCGUCCAAGUCCAAGUCCGGCUCCGGGACCCCCGGGCGCACCCCGCCCCAUCCUUCGCCCCGCGCCCCCGAGGAGAUCCCGGUCAACAUGGUCCCCGACCGGCCCGCCUACCGCCCGUCCACCCAGUCACCACGACCUAUGCGGUCGGCGCGCUCCCCGCCCCGCAUCGCCCUGGAACACUUGUCCCUAGAGACCCGCGAGGACGACAGUCGCUCCGGCCGCCGCCCCUCGCGCCACGGCCUCGGGGAUCCUACCUCAGCCGUGGGUUCGCCCGGACACGUCUCGCGGGGUUCGCGAUCUAGCUCGCACAAUCCCCACGCGCGUCUACCCCUGCAGACAUCGACGCUGCCCGUGCGGGCGGCCCCACCCCCGAGCGGCCCGCCGCCUCCCCCGCCCACCUCAUCCGGCAGCGGGUGGCCGCGGGGAAUUUAA